Molecule: messenger RNA, 1908 nt
Organism: Argiope bruennichi
Lineage: Eukaryota; Metazoa; Arthropoda; Arachnida; Araneae; Araneidae
Exons: 2
Coding region: 1-1908 (635 amino acids)
Source: RefSeq, a predicted model, not a curated record
AUGGAUACUAUAAUUAAAUUAAACAAAGCAAAAACUUCCCUAAAAGGAAGUAUUUCAAGAAUUGAAAACUUUGCUGAUAAAGUGUCAGAAGACACAAGCUUAAUGGACUUAGAAGUGAAACUGAAAAAAAUCGACCAGCUGCAGCAAAAUGUCAUCAGUAUAAGAAGAAAUUCAUUUGAACUGGAUGAUGCGGAUGCAACUGAAUUAACAGAUUUUGAAGAAGAAUUGGAACAAUGUGAUGUCCGCCUCGAGGAUUUGGAGUUUUUUGAGGCAAAAGAGAUUCAUGCUUUAUUGAAUGCGGAUCUUUUCUUUAGAAUAAUGAAAGAUAAUGUUUACAGGGUGAAUGAGAAAUUAUUAUUUAGAGAAACAGAAUUCGGUUGGAUUGCGAGUGGACGACUAGAAGAGGCGAAAACUAUCGAUGCUUUAGAAUCGUGUUUUCUUCUCAUCAAUAAUUCUAUAGAAGAUACGUUAAAACAAUUUUUUGAUCUUGAAUCAUUAGGUAUAAGAGAUGAUCCAUGCAUCCAUGAAGAUCAGGCUUUAAAAUUAUUUAAUAAUACAGUGCAGUACAACAACGGCAGAUACAUUGUAGAAUUAUCUUUCCAUAAACAUAUUAAAGAAUUAUCUGAUAAUCUUAUUGUAGCUAAACAACGAUUUCAAAAUUUGUGGAGGAGAUUACAGAAAGAUACGGAUCUUCAUUUAAAAUAUGAAGAAAUUAUUCAGGACUAUCUUAACCAGGGCAUAAUAAAAAAGGUCGAUUCUUCUGAACUGUGUAAAGAUAAACCAAUUUAUUAUCUGCCUCAUCAAGUAGUGAAAAAGGAAGGUAGAGUCACAACUUCUACACUUAUAGUAUUUGAUGCUACAUCUCAUCAAGCUAACGAGCUCUCUUUGAAUGACUGUCUGUGGCCAGGGCCCAAUUUAUAUCCAAACCUUCUAGAUGUGUUAAUAAAUUUUAGGCUCAACAAAAUAGCAAUAUCAUCCGACAUUCGACAGGCUUUUCUUCAAAUUUGCUUGGCGGAUAAACAUAAAGAUGCAGUGCGUUUCUUAUGGACACCAAGUGAUCCUCGUACUGAGAAAAGACCAGUUCUAGAAGUUUAUCGUUUUAACCGAGUGAUUUUCGGCGUAAAUGCUAGUCCAUUUCUACUUGCAGCUACAGUGAAACAUCACAUUAAUAAAUAUGAAGAAGAGUAUCCUAUUACUGUAAAACAUCUAGAUUCUUACAUGUAUGUAGAUGACUGGAUUACGGGUCAAGACACUCGAGAAGCUCUUCUUAUUUCUCGCCAUGCUAAGAAUAUCAUGAAGGAAGCGGGAAUGGAAAUGAGAAAAUGGAUCAGCAAUGAUUCCACCUUGAUGAAUCAGUGGGUAGCAGAGGGUUUCGAUACUUAUCCCGUUGACACUUCCGUCUGCUUAGGAAGUAACAAGACAAAAGUGCUAGGUAUGGCUUGGCAGACUCAAGACGAUUGCUUCACUCUAGAUACAACAAGUUUACUGGAAUUUAUUACUGCCAGUAAAAUUACUAAACGAUCCCUCUUGCAAGCCAUCGGAAAAAUAUUUGACCCACUUGGGUUACUUACGCCCUUUACUAUUAGAGUCAAGUGUCUCAUCCAAGAACUUUGGGAAAAGAAAAUCACGUGGGAUGAAAUUUUACCCCCCAAAAUUGUAGAAAGAUGGUUGGAGUGGUGUAGAGAGUUACCACUGUUGGAUGAACUAAAAAUACCAAGAUUAGUUCUUGAUUCUACAAAUGACGAGAAAAACGACACCAUAGAAAUUCACGUAUUUUGCGACGCUUCAAAACUUGCCUAUGGUGCUUCAGUUUAUGUGAAAUUAAAGAAGCAAGACAAAGUGUAUGUUAACCUCAUCACUCCAAAAAAUAGUGGCUCCACUGAAAAGUGUUACAUUGCCUCGGCUUGA